AUGAACCAUUACCUCGAUGUCAACCUCGACUCCCUUCCCCCUCCGUCUCGUUUUCGUCGACCAUGGUCUCCAGACCCUUACGAUCCUCUUCCCCCAGCUUCCUCAAAUCCUAAUGUCAAUCGUCGGGAACCGUCCGACGCCUCCAUCGAGGCCCUCGACCUCGCCGACUACGCGCGCACCCUCCAACAACCUCACCAACCGUACCCAGCAUUCUAUCCGCCGUCUCCCCAUGUACUUGCCAGCAGAACAGACUCUCCUUCAUUACCCUCGCUGACAUCUAGAGUCGGCACCCUUUCCUCCAACUCUCGCACGCACGAGUCCUCUUCAUCGCGAUACCCGACACGAAGGCCAUUCUCGCUGCCAUCCGCCCCUUCGCCUCGUCAUCGCCAAUCCCCUCUCUAUACUUCCCAGCGGCCUAUUCAGUUCCCGGAUGACCCGAAUGGCCAAUACUCACCGCACAUCAAUCCAUCAUCAGCAGAAAUAGACAUUUCUCAGUUCCCUAGAUGGUCCCGGCAAUGGUACAAUUCGAAGUCCCGCAACAAGUCCCCACUAGACGAUGGAUAUGACUUGCCAGAACCUCUGCCAUACAGAAACGAUCGUGACCGCGAUCCAUUUGACCCGUCUAAUACACCAUCCCAUUCAUCUUACAACCCAUACAGAGGGGAUUCCCCUUCUGGCCCCCCUUCAUUCGGCCAUCAGUCAUCCCGCGACCUCUUGCCAUGGUCUGGAGACCCUCCGUCAUACGAUCUCCCACUUGACUCCUCGAUCAAAGAGGAACGAAUGCGCAUGCUUGAGCGGGAGUUCGGUGACAACCCUAAGCGCCCGAAAUUCAAAGACCCCAAGGGCAAUGGCAAGAUGGAUCCCGCGUUUCUGGAUGACGAAGGUAGACCGAUUGUCGGGACGGUCGAUGAGAAGGGGAAUCUAGUUACUCAAGGCCCGAGAAAGAGAAUCGUUAUCAGGGCGUUACAAAUAAUCCUUGCGUUGGGCGCGGCCAUUCCAGCGUUAUACGCUGCCCUCGCGAUUAAACCCAAUCCACCCGCCCCUCCGUCCAAUACCGCCCCCGUCUAUGUCCUCUACGUCUUCUCUGUCCUCACCACUCUUCUCCUCAUCUACCUCUUUGUCCUUCGACCUUGUUGCUUCAGGCGCAAGCUUCCCUCAGCGGGUAUAGGCCAAGGUAUGGGCCCGCCAGGUAUGAUGGUUCUGCCUGUAAACCAGCUCCCCGGUAGUAAGGGAAAGCAGAACAAGCAGAAAGGCAAAGGCGGGAAGAAGGGAAAGAAGGGCUACGGCCCGCCUCAAGUGCAAGACGUCCAAGUCAACCUCAUCGUCGACCCCAGCGCUCUCGCACCCCCGGAUAUCUCAUCCUCGGAGUCCGACUCAGAGUCCCGGGACGAUUCGUACGAGUUUCCUGGCGGGUAUGACAGCCAAAGGCGCCGCGAACGCAAUCGCGCGAGGGCGAAGAGGCAGAAGAGGCGCUCGAUAUUCACGGGGCUGGCGAUGGAGGAGCACUGGCUCGCUGCGCGCAAGUAUGUCAAGCGGCUGGCGGUCAUGGACGGGCUCCUGGUGCUUUUGUGGGCUGCGGAGUUCGUUUUUCUGUUGAGUGGGGUUGGGCAGACUGCUAGCACCGGGGAGGAUGGGAAGGAGGUGAAGAAGGGGUGUCCAAGUGGGAGCUUUGAGGGAUGGUGCGAUGCAUAUAAUACAUCGCUGGCAGCUGCGUGUCUGUUGGCGGUGUGCUCCGGCGCGAGCCUGUUCUUUGGUGUGAAGGAUCUGGGCGCGAGCAAGGUCUCUCCGAGAAGUCGGAUGUGA
Molecule: messenger RNA, 1803 nt
Organism: Pleurotus ostreatus (oyster mushroom)
Lineage: Eukaryota; Fungi; Basidiomycota; Agaricomycetes; Agaricales; Pleurotaceae
Exons: 2
Coding region: 1-1803 (600 amino acids)
Source: RefSeq, a predicted model, not a curated record